Messenger RNA from Durusdinium trenchii, 861 nucleotides. The record is from the annotation of a GenBank genome assembly. Lineage: Eukaryota; Dinophyceae; Suessiales; Symbiodiniaceae.
AUGGACGUGUCGUGCUCGGCUUCGGCGACUUCGGCGGAUUCGGCUUCAGCUGGGAUGGCGAGUCCGGCAGUCGAGAUGUCUCAGCUCUUCCAAGCGACUCCAGACUCGACACCCUGGUCACUGGCUCCACGUUCUUUCAGACGAAGAGGGCCGGCAUGGCAAUUGCCAGCUGAAGCAUGGCAGCUGGUGGCUGAGCUUCUGCUUGACCAAGAGCUUUCCAGGAGCUCCAGCUGCUGCAAGGCAUUGAAGGAAGCCAUGGACUCCCACGAGCAGUGGCUUCAACGUGCCAUUCAACAGUUUCGCUCCCUACCCAUCUCUGAGAUGGAGAGUCGGACGAUGCAAGAGGAGGUUCUCCGGAAUGGCCGGAAGAGUUAUAUCUCCCGGCGGACCCUUUUCAAAGGUAAGAGGGUUGCGCUGCUGGCAGGGCGCUCUGAACUGCCUGAGAUUUAUCGCUUGGCUCGCUGGUGUGGUGCUGCCAUCCAGCUUCAUGUGACAAGAAUGAUGGGUGACCUGGAGCACCAGCCCAGUGCCGCACAACCAGGCCACAAGGACGACAGCCCCGCAGAGUUUGGAUGCUACGCCCCACGACUCUUGGAAGGUCUUUUGCUGAGCACCUCGCGUGGCCUGGUGACAAAAGAUGGGGCGGUGACGCUGACUGCGCAGUUGUUGGGGGCAGAGUGCACAGAGGAGCUGACGCGGAGCCACACGCAUCUGAUUGCUGGAACCGCUCAAGGAGAGAAGUACGACUACGCGAUCCAACACCACAUCCCUGUGGUCUCCGUGGGCUGGAUCGAUCAGACUUUGCGCUUGGGAUUACCCAUGAAGGAACGCUGUUUCCCCGUGAGCCGGGCUGGAGACUGA